GCCCCCUUGGAGCCUCGGACUCAGCAAUGGGACGUGUUCUCCUUUAAGAGUUAAGAAACUUGAAACCUUGUUUGCGCAACAAUCAGCGCCGCGGAGCCGCCAAAGUGUCUAGACUGGCAUAUGAUGGGAGGCAGCCAAUGACUCCGCGGCGCUCCUCCGGGGGCCCUCAGUGUGCGUUUGAGGAGAACAAAAAAGAGAGAGGGCGCCGAGCGGGGGAGCGAGCGAGGGAGCCGAGCCCAGAGAAAGAGCCGCCGGGCGCUGCCUCGCCAAACCUCGCUGGGACCGCGGGGCCACCGGGAGGCACUUUGGUGGAGGGGGGAGGGGGGGCGCCCUCGGCAGCCGCGGCGCCCGAAGCGACCCAGCGCAGCGUGGGGCGGGCUGCGACCUCUGCCUCGGUGGAUUGCAUUUUUAAUUAAGGAUUCCUAGCAGCUCUUGGGAAUUUUUACGGCUUCCACUCAGGUGUUGACACCCGCGUUCAGAAGAGAUUUACCCCAAGUGCACCGAGCGCCCGGGACCUGAGACGGAGUUGCUUUUCGGAUCUGGGAAUUAUCCACAAGCCUGAGCUUCGGAUCCUGCAGGGAAAGCCCAUGCAGGGUAGCACUGGGCUUUUGAAGGCAGAGUUGUGCAGACACAUUUGGGGGUACAACGCAAGCGCUUUGUGCUUGUGUACCAGCCACACAACUUUUGAAGGCUCGCCGGCCCAUGCGUGGUGUUUCUAGCAUCGCUUCGCCCGCGACUCCCCGAAGGCUCCAGGGCGGCUGGAGUUGAGCAGUCCCGGCCCACCGCGGUCCAUGUAGCCCGCUGGUCCCGCGCGGACUGCGGCUUGGCGCGCGCGUGUUCCUCUUUCGCUGGCCUGACCUGCAGCACGCAGUGGAGCUGAAACCCCUGUGCGGCUGCCACAGCUUCGCCGCCGCCGCCGACGGGCCCAUGGUGUGUUGCAACCCCUACCACUUCAGCCGGCUCUGCGGGCCAGAAUCACCGCCACCCCCCUAUUCUCGGCUGUCUCCUCGUGACCAGUACAAGCCACUGGAUCUGUCCGAUUCCACAUUGUCUUACACUGAAACCGAGGCCACCAACUCCCUCAUCACUGCUCCGGGUGAAUUCUCAGAUGCCAGCAUGUCUCCAGACGCCACCAAGCCGAGCCACUGGUGCAGCGUGGCGUACUGGGAGCACCGGACGCGCGUGGGCCGCCUCUAUGCGGUGUACGACCAGGCCAUCAGCAUCUUCUACGACCUACCUCAGGGCAGCGGCUUCUGCCUGGGCCAGCUCAACCUGGAGCAGCGCAGUGAGUCGGUGCGGCGCACGCGCAGCAAGAUCGGCUUCGGCAUCCUGCUCAGCAAGGAGCCGGAUGGUGUGUGGGCCUACAACCGGGGCGAGCACCCCAUCUUCGUCAACUCCCCAACGCUGGAUGCGCCCGGAGGCCGCUCCCUGGUCGUGCGCAAGGUGCCACCGGGCUACUCCAUCAAGGUGUUCGACUUUGAGCGCUCAGGGCUGCUGCAGCACGCAGACGCCGCCCAUGGCCCCUACGAUCCACACAGCGUGCGCAUCAGCUUCGCCAAGGGCUGGGGACCCUGCUACUCACGACAGUUCAUCACCUCCUGCCCCUGUUGGCUGGAGAUACUCCUCAACAACCACAGAUAGCAUCGAGGCUGCCACUGCGCUGCAGCGACCCCCCCACCUCCAGGGGUCAGCACCCAGAGACGCCACCCCAGGGACAACCUCGCCCUCCCCUCAGAUAUCAUCUACCUAGAUUUAAUAUAAAGUUUUAUAUAUUAUAUGGAAAUAUAUAUUAUACUUGUAAUUAUGGAGUCAUUUUUACAACGUAAUUAUUUAUAUAUGGUGCAAUGUGUGUAUAUGGAGAAACAAGAAAGACGCACUUUGGCUUGUAAUUCUUUCAAUACAGAUAUAUUUUUUUCUUUCUUUCCCUCUUUCCUUUUUUAAAGAAAAUUAUACAGCAGAACUAGGUGGAAAGCCUGGGUUUGGUGUAUAGUUUUUUAAAAAUAUUAAUGCCCAGACAAAACUAAUACCAGUCACUCUUGAUAAUAAAGUGUUUGCAUUAUA
Molecule: messenger RNA, 2061 nt
Organism: Cricetulus griseus (Chinese hamster)
Lineage: Eukaryota; Metazoa; Chordata; Mammalia; Rodentia; Cricetidae
Source: RefSeq, a predicted model, not a curated record